Molecule: messenger RNA, 1377 nt
Organism: Penicillium antarcticum
Lineage: Eukaryota; Fungi; Ascomycota; Eurotiomycetes; Eurotiales; Aspergillaceae
Product: glutamate-5-semialdehyde dehydrogenase
Exons: 3
Coding region: 1-1377 (458 amino acids)
Molecular function (GO): glutamate-5-semialdehyde dehydrogenase (NADP+) activity; NADP binding
Source: RefSeq, a predicted model, not a curated record
AUGUCGCUGACUGAUUCGGCUGCGAUUGAUGUCGCUCGGAGCGCGUCUCUUGCCUCUCGUCGCCUCGCAACAUUAUCCAACGCUGCCCGCAAUGAAGCCUUGACAGCACUCCAUCAUGCAUUGGAUGUGAACCGAGAGAUUAUUCUGGCUGCCAAUGCUAAAGACCUAGAAGCUGCUAAUCGUGCGGCUGAUAGCGGAGACCUCAGUCACAGUGUGAUCAAAAGACUUGAUUUGUCGCGGCCUGGAAAGUAUGAUGACAUGCUCGAAGGCAUAUUAAGUGUGCGAGAUCUGGAAGACCCUGUUGGCAAAGUGACCUUGCGAACUCUCCUCGACGAUGGUCUGACCCUCGAGAGAAUCAGCUGCCCUAUUGGUGUUCUGCUCAUAAUCUUCGAAGCCCGCCCAGAGGUGAUAGCCAAUAUUGCUGCGUUGGCUAUCAAGUCCGGAAAUGCUGCCAUCUUGAAAGGCGGGAAGGAGUCCAUGGAAUCUUUUGCGGCAAUUGCAAAAGUUGUAUCUGAAGCUAUUGCUGGCUCACAGGUGCCGGUGGCAUCAGUUCAAUUGGUUAAGACACGCGAUGCUGUGUCAUCCCUUCUGGCUCAAGAUGCGUUAAUUGACCUGGUCAUCCCUCGUGGCUCCAACGAGCUUGUUCGAUUUGUGAAGGACAAUACCAAAAUCCCUGUUCUUGGACAUGCAGAUGGUCUUUGCUCUGCUUACAUUCACUCUGACGCCAACACCGAAACUGCCAUGAAGGUCAUUGUGGACUCAAAAACGGACUAUCCAGCGGCGUGCAACUCCUUGGAAACUUUGCUUGUCCACGAGGACACUCUUGAGUCGGUUUUCCCUGUGGUAGCUACUGCACUCUUGGACAAAGGCGUGUCUCUCCGCUGUGAUGCUGCGUCAAAAGCCGCCCUCACAAAAGCGCUGCCUGCCAAGAAGACGGCACAAUUACAGCUGGCAACUGAAUCCGACUACAAUACCGAAUUUCUGGACCUCGUUCUAGCCGUGAAGACUGUUCCUUCGGCCAACUCCCCGAUUGCCGCAGUGGAUGCUGCUAUCGCUCACAUUAACUCACACUCAUCGAAACACACGGAUAUCAUUUUGACCGAGUCACAAGAGGUGGCAAAUUUAUUCACAAGCGGCAUUGACAGUGCAGGAGUUUUCUGGAACGCAUCCUCUAGAUUUGCCGAUGGAAUGAGGUUUGGAUUCGGUACGGAAGUGGGCAUCAGCACCAACAAAAUUCACUCCCGAGGACCAGUUGGCUUAGAGGGCUUGACCAUUUACAAGUACUUGAUUCGAGGAAAUGGCCAUCGGGCGGCAGACUACCAUGAUGGUGUAGGAGGACGGAAAUAUCUUCAUACAAACCUGCCUCUGGGCCAGUAA